GAAGGGUGAAAGAAGGGGACAAGACGAGAGGACAGAGGAAGAGAGAAAGAGAGGUGACUUUUAUCGAUUGUCGUCGUGGGACGAGAUACACGGGAGACGUGCUGGAUUCGAGAGUGCGAGAUCUUGCGUUGCGACAAAAUAAACUCGCGGCCCGCGUUGACCAUCAGCCGGCAUUGUGCGUCGUGUUGAGGUGAUCCUGGCCGGGAUCAGGAUCAAUCGAGGGAUGACUCUCGCGUCGGCCAUCGAGCUACCUCGUACACUCAGCUGAUGGUGUUCGCGCGAGCGAGCCAACGAAACCGAAGGGUGGUUCUCCGUUCGGCUGACAGAUGCAAGAGCUGCCCAAAGCCAAAGAGAAUACGUGAUCGGUUCGCAGAACCCGCGUUGUCGUCGCGUACAUGCUCCGAUAUUAUCCGCCGAUGUCCAAAGCUGAUCGACCACGUGAGAAGAAUCGCAACCGACCGGCAAGCUUCGAGAGUUUGUGUCACCGAGGCGAUGAACAACCGUGAGAGGAAGUGAUCCCGACGGUUCGAGAUAUCGAGGCGAGCGACUGUUAACGAUACGGGACGAAUGAACCGCGGGUUUGAACUAUGCUGGCAUAUUGUACGACGUCAUUUUCGAUCGAAGGAUAUCUCGAGCGGAUACACGAGAAAAGUACGGAGUAAUGGUGAGAGGCGCACGAUCCGGGGUGUUGACCGCGAAUUUCAAACAGACGCGUCACACCGUGCACGACUGGCGGCGUAAAUUCGGCUUGAAGGGUAACCUGCUGCUGCUGAGAAUCCUGGUUGGGCUUUGCUACGUCACAAGCAGCAACUGCGACUGGAAAGAAAGGAUGCCGCGCGGGACCAACCACCACCUGACGCGAAUUGCCUCGAGCCGGCUGCAUCAGUUCGGCCACUGCGACUUCGAGGAGAUCUGCGAUUGGUCGUGGUUUCAAAACCAAACCGCUGGCUUCAAGAAGACCGCGCCAGCCUCGCUGCGAAGUAAGAACGGGCCUAUCGUCGACGCCAGCAACUCGACCAAGGGGCAUUUUUUAUGGUUCACCGGCCCCGGAAAGCCUCAAAUAUUAUCGAGGACGAUCCCUCCCACUGGGUCACGCUGCGUGUUGAAAUUAGCCCUCUACCAAGUGGAAAUGAACAGCGGCGAUAUCGGGUUGCUCGUGAUCACGAACAACACCAGUUGGGUGGUCAUGGAAAAACCAGGAAACAAUCGCGCCGAAUGGGGAGUAACGCGUUUCACAUUAGGAUCCAUCACUCAGCCGCAUCAGUUGCUCAUAGAGAUGACGGUACCCUAUUCCAACUCUAGCAUCGCCGUUGAUGAUAUUCACCUGGUCAACUGUUUCCCCGAAUCAACACCGGUGAAAACGGCCUGCACGGAGGACAAGUACCGCUGCAAGAACGGCUUCUGUCUGAACAAAGAGCACGUCUGCGACCUAACGGAGGACUGCGUCGACGGCGAAGACGAACGUGACGACUGCGACAAAAUACCCGAGAACGCCAGGUGUAAUUUCGAGCACGGAUGGUGCGGCUGGAAGAACGUACCGGGGAAGCUUUUAAAUUGGACCCUCCAUCGUGGUGCAACGUCCGAGAAAACUGGACCUAGUUACGAUCAUACGUACCGCAAUACGUCCGGGACAUACGCCUAUGUAAAUAUGUCAUCGCGAGUGUCAUACGGUAGUCGCGGUAUCAUCGAGAGCCCAUUGUAUAAUCCGACGCCACCUUACAACGGCGAUCCAAAAAGUCCUUAUUACAAAUCGUGUCAGGUGCGAUUCUUUUAUCAUCAGCACGGCGCGAACAGCGGUUCGCUUGGAUUGUACCUGAUUCAGGUAAAACCGCACCAACACCAUCACGAACAGUUAUGGUGGGCUUACCUCUACGGUGACAAGAGCGACGUUUGGUACAAUCAGGCUGUUCCUCUGCCCGACAUCAAGUACAGAUAUUUUCUGCAAUUUGAGGCGAGCAAAGGCUAUUAUUCGAAAGCCGACAUAGCCAUCGACGACUUUUCCCUCAGCCCAGAGUGUUUUGGCAUUGGAGUCCCUCCCGAGGUAGUGGGAGACUUCAAUUACUACAACCCCGUGAUAGAUUCGGAGAAAGUUCCAGAUCAACACGCCGACUUUGCCAACGAAACUGUUAUACGAAUUGGCACGUGCGGAAACACUGGAAGGAGGGGGCCCAGCAGCGAACAAUGCGCCGAUGAUUACAACAGCACGGACAUAGAGUUACUCGCGCCUUCGACGACACCUCAGCAACAGUCAUCGUCCUUGAAUUUGAACGGAGUUCAACGGUGGACGGCACCUCGCGGUGGCUAUUACACUUUGAUUGGAAUGGGUGCCCGUGGAGGAAAAGGUUCUAGCGGUAUGGGAAGUACGUUGGGCGCACUUGUCCGUGGUGUAAUUGAAUUAGAAAAGGGCGAGCAACUGUAUUUCAUGGUGGGGCAGUCAGGAAUGGACGCGUGUCCUAAAAACUUGGGACUGACGUUGGACAGCUGUCAGAUCGUCGGAUCGUACGAAUCCUCCGUUCCUCUCGGCACUUCGAAGGUACACGAGGUGAAAACUAUCAAGUUGAAGGACGGAGGAGGUGGCGGCGGCGGGGCGACAUACGUAUUCACGGUGAAAGAUAACGGAGAACAGUAUCCGAUACUGGUGGCGGGAGGUGGCGGUGGUUUGGGACUGGGACAGUUUGUCGACAACGGUCAUCAACACGGACGGGGAGCCGCUCCUCCCGGGAGGCAACCUGCCUCGGGUACGAUCCUCUCGGCAGAGGAAGGUAAUCAGAGUAACAAGUAAUUUGCACUUUAUUGC
Messenger RNA from Frieseomelitta varia, 2797 nucleotides. It is a transcript of the gene Alk, whose product is annotated as MAM and LDL-receptor class A domain-containing protein 1-like. The record is from RefSeq and is a predicted model, not a curated record. The transcript is spliced from 15 exons. Gene Ontology annotation, cellular component: membrane. Gene Ontology annotation, molecular function: protein binding. NCBI's taxonomy places the organism in Eukaryota, Metazoa, Arthropoda, Insecta, Hymenoptera, Apidae. The coding region runs from base 662 to 2782 and encodes 706 amino acids.